Dothidotthia symphoricarpi CBS 119687 is the source of this 1901-nucleotide messenger RNA. Its product is annotated as MFS general substrate transporter. NCBI's taxonomy places the organism in Eukaryota, Fungi, Ascomycota, Dothideomycetes, Pleosporales, Dothidotthiaceae. Gene Ontology annotation, molecular function: transmembrane transporter activity. Gene Ontology annotation, cellular component: fungal-type vacuole membrane. The transcript is spliced from 3 exons. The coding region runs from base 379 to 1815 and encodes 478 amino acids. Gene Ontology annotation, biological process: transmembrane transport. The record is from RefSeq and is a predicted model, not a curated record.
CGCACCUUGUAUAUUGAGAACCGUAUCGAGUGCAAUUGCGACAUUCGAAAGUUUAGGCCCCACGUCUCUCCAGGUUAUCUCCACACAAGAUUUCAGUAUUUCAGUCCAGUCCCCCUUGUACCCGAGCGCAAACGGUGAUAGGUCAUAUCGAGAGCACGUUUGGUAGUCCAAUGUCGUCAUUAGGGAUUAACACAUGCGGCACAGGUUCCUUUGUCAGCAAUCGGCGACUAUUCACCGUUCACUUCAAUUCUUUUCUUUUUGGGAAAUGAUUCGUUCACUCAAUAUCUCCAACUGAAAGUAAACAGACUUUACAAACCAUUGAACGAACUUUGCUAAGCGCUUGUACCUUUGCGCGUGUUCCCGAGUUGUGCAGCUACCAUGGCGACGAGUUCCGGGCAAAGUGCGUUACAGACGGACGAUGUGCACUUGCGUAACAAAGAAGAGGUUCCCGACGAGAAGAGCCGUCCUCCCUCUGUCCAACGUUCAUCGUCGCAAAACGGAACAGCAGAUGAGACACUGACCGCCGCGGAAACCACAUACCCGGAGGGUGGUCGUGCAGCAUGGUCGGUAGUCUUCGGUGCUUUCUGCGGCAUAUGCGCAUCGAUUGGGAUAUACAACUCAUCUGGAAUAUUUGAAGCCUUCAUGUCAGGGGAACUUCUUCCAAACGAGUCCAAAUCCAGUGUGGGAUGGAUAUUUGGGAUCUACGCUUUCGUGACAUGGUUCUUCGGAGUACAAAUUGGCCCGACCUUCGAUGCUAUGGGCCCGACCGCACUGAUGGCGGCAGGAAGUGUCUGUACGCUCGGCGGCAUUUUUGCGCUCAGCGCAUGUACAGAGUAUUACCAAAUCGUUUUGGCGUUUUCUAUAUUGACGGGCAUUGGCACGUCUCUUCUCGUCAACCCAGCAAACGGCUCCGUGGCUCAUUGGUUUAGUGAGCGCCGCGGUCUCGCUAGCGGCGUAGCAUUCAUCGGAGGCAGCUUCGGAGGUGUGCUGUUCCCACUAAUCCUGCAAUCACUCCUCCCCCAAAUUGGGUGGGCUUGGUCAAUCCGUGUCCUCGGCCUGAUCUUGUUCUUACUUUGCGGUAUCAGCGUUGCUCUUUGUCGGAGCAGGGUGCCCCCACGUAAUGGAACCGCAACUACAUGGAGAGAUACGUUACCUAGCUCUAGGAUCUUUUUUGACGGUACGGGAGCAAUGGCGGUGACCACUGCUGGAGUCGUUCUCACGGAUCUGGCAUACUUCAUCCCUGUCACGUACGUUCCGAGCUACUAUAUUGCACGACAAAACCUGCCUUCCAAUGCGGCCUUGACAGGCGAAGCAGCAUUCGCAUAUCAGUUGCUCGCCAUCCUGAACUCUGCUUCCUGCCUCGGACGUUUGGUGGCUGGAGUUGUAGCCGAUCGGUUGGGUCGAUACAACACCAUGAUUGUAUCGUUGUUCUUCUGUGCGGUGUCAGCUCUCUGUUUUUGGUUGCCAGAUAUUCUCAUCUCGGAUCUCCCCAACACUGGGCUUCUGAUGGUCUUUGUACUGAUGUUUGGGUUUGUCAGCGGUUCCAACGUCAGUUUGUUACCAGUCUGCCUCGGUCAACUUUGCGAAACUCAAGAGUAUGGGAGGUACUACGCGACCUGCUACACAGUGGUAUCUUUUGGCGUUUUGAUAAGUACACCCAUUGCUGGAGGCUUACUCGACGCGGUAGAAGCUCCAGGAAAAGCAAAAUAUUGGGGUGUUGCUGUUUUCACUGGGCUUUGCUAUGUGGUCGCUUUGUUAUGUUUCGUUUGGGUCAGAUGGCGCAUGAAGGGAUCGGACUGGAGAGUCAAAUGGUAAAAGGUCAGGGUUACGGAACAUCAUGGAAUAUGGCAUUGCAUAGCCUUGAUCAAGUAUCUCUGAAAUGCGGCAGCCACAAAAUCGGC